CUUAUCUUAGUUAAGAAGUCUCCCGGUGCUGAAGUUACGUGUAGUUUGCGCAGGCAUGCCAGCAGCCUUAAGGAUCCAAGUCCAGUCAUUUCUUUCUCAUCACACAAGCAAGCAAAUGAAAACGGUAGCAUUGAUUCUAUGGAUGUGGUUAAUGGAGAUGAUCAUCAUUUCUCACAAGAAGUGACAUCAUAUAGUGAUCAGCCUGUAUUUUUCAGAGAAUUUCGUUUUACAUCAGAAGUUCCAAUACGGCUUGAUUACCAUGGAAAACAUGUAUCAAUGGAUCAGGGGACACUAGCUGGGAUUCUUAUUGGGCUUGCUCAGUUAAACUGCUCAGAAUUAAAGCUGAAGAGACUUUGCUACAGACAUGGUUUAUUAGGUGUGGAUAAAUUAUUCUCCUAUGCCAUCAGUGAGUGGCUUAAUGAUAUAAAGAAAAACCAGCUACCAGGAAUUUUGGGAGGAGUAGGGCCUAUGCAUUCACUAGUGCAGUUAGUCCAAGGUCUGAAAGACUUGGUGUGGUUACCAAUAGAGCAGUACCGAAAGGACGGCCGUAUUGUGAGAGGCUUUCAGAGAGGAGCAGCUUCUUUUGGUACUUCCACUGCAAUGGCAGCACUGGAGCUAACCAACAGAAUGGUUCAGACUAUACAGGCAGCUGCAGAAACUGCCUAUGACAUGGUAUCACCAGGGCCUACUUUCAUUGAGGCAAAAAAGAUCAAGCGAUUCCCUCGCCAUCGUUUAGCUCAUCAGCCAGUGGACCUGCGGGAAGGUGUAGCCAAAGCAUACAGUGUAGUAAAAGAGGGCAUUACGGACACAGCGCAGACCAUCUAUGAGACGGCUGCUCGUGAGCAUGAAAACAGAGGAGUAACUGGAGCAGUGGGAGGAGUCCUCCGCCAGAUUCCACCAACUGUGGUGAAACCAUUCAUUGUUGCAACAGAGGCAACCUCAAACGUUCUAGGUGGGAUGAGGAACCAGAUCAGGCCAGAUGUGCGUCAGGAGGAGUCGCAGAAGUGGCGCCUCGGGGAGGAUUGAGAUGAUAAAUCUGGCUCAGCAGGCAGACAGUAAGGCUGGAAAUGCAGAGGAUUUUCCUGUUGGCAGCUUUAGAUGGAGCUCACUUUGCUUUGUCAUGCUCAUCUCAGGAACAAAUGAGGUUUUCAGCGAUUUACUAGGAAAACAUUCAACCAAAAAUAUUUAUGGAGUGAAAGGAGAAUUGGUACUUGCUUAUGCAGUGCGUUACCAGUACAGUUGGUAGGUAGUGCCAAACGUAGCGAAGCAUGCGCUGCCAGCCCAGAGACAUGCCUGCUCUGUUCCCUUCACCCUCUUCUUCUUGGUAGAUGUAACAUCUGAAGCAGUAACCUGUAUGGUGAAGCUGAGUAUGUCUUAGAGAUGUUUUCUGAGCAUAGUCGAAGAACUGUUUUCAAUAAAGGGCUCUGCGGAUGCCCUUCACUGACUAAAGGAUGAGAGCUUUCGAUUUGGACAUGGGCGGUGAAGGCCAUGUCACAUGGAAGCAGAUAAGAGAAUAUUGUUUAGUGGUCAUAAAGCAUCGCUUUUAGCGUGGCACUUACAGCAAGGGCAAGCUUGGUAACCAUUCAGAAUUUAGAUUCAGUGUUGAUAUACUUGUGAACAUGAUUUGUUCCUAAAUACUACAUACCUACUUUUGUGGGUCUUUGAAGAACCUGAAUGUUGCAGAAAUGUUCUGUUGUGUUGCACUUUAAAGAAUAUGGCCUGUAUAUUGUGCUUUUUUAUAGUGUGACUAAAACAUAAUGUGCAUUA
Messenger RNA from Merops nubicus (carmine bee-eater), 1767 nucleotides. RefSeq names its product autophagy related 2B (gene ATG2B). Gene Ontology annotation, biological process: piecemeal microautophagy of the nucleus; autophagy of mitochondrion; autophagosome assembly. NCBI's taxonomy places the organism in Eukaryota, Metazoa, Chordata, Aves, Coraciiformes, Meropidae. The annotation marks the transcript as partial. The transcript has 7 exons. Gene Ontology annotation, cellular component: phagophore assembly site; extrinsic component of membrane. The record is from RefSeq and is a predicted model, not a curated record. Gene Ontology annotation, molecular function: phosphatidylinositol-3-phosphate binding.